Etheostoma cragini (Arkansas darter) is the source of this 1075-nucleotide messenger RNA. RefSeq names its product RAB34, member RAS oncogene family b (gene rab34b). The transcript has 11 exons. NCBI's taxonomy places the organism in Eukaryota, Metazoa, Chordata, Actinopteri, Perciformes, Percidae. The record is from RefSeq and is a predicted model, not a curated record. Gene Ontology annotation, molecular function: GTPase activity; GTP binding. Gene Ontology annotation, biological process: phagosome-lysosome fusion; endocytosis. Bases 145 to 912 code for a protein of 255 amino acids.
UUGUUUGUCUGCUGUCAGUCUCUCGGUUGCUCUGAGCGUCAUUUUGUUCUGGAUUUACUUCCUCGGCAGACACUGGAUAUCAUCCCAUCUCCACACACACACACAUUUUUUUUCUGCAUUUUGCCAUCCAGCUGUGUCAGCAGCAUGUUGCCACCAGUGAAGAAGGACCGGAUCAUUAAUCAGCUCCCAAAUUAUUUCAAUUCAAAUGCAGCGCUGCACACCAAAGAUGGUUUCCACCCACUGGUGCAGGCUGCUUGCCAGGCACACAAGACAGACACAGUGAGCUUCAAUAUCGCCAAGGUCAUCGUAGUGGGAGAUGUUGCAGUUGGGAAAACGUGUCUGAUCAGCAGGUUCCGAAAAGGGGCAUUUGAUAAAAACUACAAAGCAACCAUAGGGGUGGAUUUUGAGAUGGAGCGUUUUGAGGUUCUUGGUGUUCCCUUCAGUUUACAGCUGUGGGACACAGCAGGUCAGGAGCGCUUUAAAUGCAUUGCUUCAACAUAUUACAGAGGGGCACAAGCCAUUAUAGUUGUGUUUGACUUAAGCAGUGUGAGCUCUUUAGCACAUGCCAGGCAGUGGCUGGAAGACGCCAUGAAAGAAAACGACCCAUCCAGUGUUUUACUGUUCCUUGUUGGUACCAAGAAGGACCUCAGUUCUCCUGACCAGUUGGCUCAGGUUGAGCAGGAAGCCAUCAGACUCUCUGAGGAAAUCAAAGCUGAGUACUGGGCUGUGUCUGCCAAGUCAGGAGAUUGUGUCAGGGAUUUCUUCUUCCGUGUGGCCUCUCUGACUUUUGAGGCCAACGUUUUGUGCGAGCUUGAGAAAAGUGGCUCAAGGCACGUGGGUGACAUUAUCAGGCUCACAGACAGCACAGAAGCUGAUCACAAACCUACCAAAAGGAAGUCCGACUGCUGCUGAUGAGAGAGAGUGGAUGCCUGGAUACACUGUAGGCCUACUGACUUAAGAUCACACUGAAGGGGAAAAUUAAACUGAAAUAUGGACUCAGUGUGCUUAGUGUAGCUAUCAUGAAUUGACCAUUUAAAAAGCAACGUCAUAUCAAAUAAAUAAUUUUGUAAUUGUG